ACGAUUCCCUUUUCUUAAAAGAGGCUUUUGAGACUUCCUCUUCUGUUCCAGGGAGUGAAGAACUUGGCGCUCUCUCUCCCCGUCCCUCUCUCUUUAAUCCAAACUAAUUUCCCAAGAAAAUCCUAUCUUUUCUAGGAAUGACGUAGCAGUCCCCCCUCUCCUCAUCAGAGUCGCAAUCUUCCUCUGAAGUCUGGUGUCGGAGAUAUUCAGUUUCCGAGAUUCGACCGUUCGACUGCUGCGCUUUAUCAUCUGGAAUCAAAAUCCUGUAGAAGUAGGUGGACUAGGGCUAGGGUUAGGGUUUCUUCGUUUUCGACUGUUCUGUUUCUUCUUCUACCAUGUACGCUGAUCGGGUGGGUGCUGGGACCAAGAGGUCUGUGAAGGAGCGGCUCAACGGGAACACCGAAGAAGAUUUUGGUCGAAGUAGACAGACUAAUAACAAGAGGCAGAGGCAAAAUGAUGACAAGUGGGAACAUGAUCUCUUCAAGGAUGAUAAUGAACCCCGUGUCGCAAACCGCAAAGUUGAUGCCAGAGAUCUUCGGUUGAAGCUCCAAAAGAAGAACUCAUUGCAAGUAUAUCAAAGUGGAAAGGGUACUCUAGCAGGUGGUGUCCGGGAUCUACGUGAAAAGCUGUCUGGCACAAUGCAAUCACAACCACCAAACACUGAUCCCCAAAAGUCAAAACCAGCAACAGAGGUUGCUAAACCUGCUAGAAAAAGUGUUGCAGUUGAAGCCCCAGCACCAGAAACCAAAAAAGCUCCCCCUUCAACUUCUUCAAGGAAAAAGACUCAACAAAAGGAUGAAAAAUCAAUGGAAGGGUUUUUGCAGUCUCUUGGUCUUGAAAAAUAUCAGAUCAUUUUUCAGGCCGAAGAAGUUGACAUGACUGCUCUGAUGCACAUGACUGAUGAGGAUCUCAAGGCAUUGGGGAUUCCAAUGGGUCCUAGGAAGAAGAUUCUUUUGGCAUUGGAUUCCAGAGCCUGAAAUUGGGGGUGGAGUGGUUUUCCGUUCACUCUGGAAUCUGGAUACGAGCUAUCUUCGUACAACAUUGAACAAUUACAAGAGUUUGGUACGAGGUGCAUCAUGUAUCCUCUUUCGAUUAAUUAUUUAGUUGUAUUGCUGAAAAUGGUUUCAACAGGAUGGAGUUGCAGUGGUGUCAAACCAAUAUGGAAUCAAUAUUUUGGGCCUGAGGGAAGAUGUGUAGUUUAACGAAUUUAUUGGCAUCUCUGAAUUAAGUUUUUGAUCCUUUCUAAUCCAAGAUCUUGUUCAGU
Telopea speciosissima is the source of this 1264-nucleotide messenger RNA. RefSeq names its product ankyrin repeat and SAM domain-containing protein 6. The transcript is spliced from 6 exons. The record is from RefSeq and is a predicted model, not a curated record. Lineage: Eukaryota; Viridiplantae; Streptophyta; Magnoliopsida; Proteales; Proteaceae. The coding region runs from base 336 to 977 and encodes 213 amino acids. Gene Ontology annotation, molecular function: protein binding.